Planococcus citri (citrus mealybug) is the source of this 3596-nucleotide messenger RNA. RefSeq lists its product as uncharacterized. The transcript has 3 exons. The record is from RefSeq and is a predicted model, not a curated record. Lineage: Eukaryota; Metazoa; Arthropoda; Insecta; Hemiptera; Pseudococcidae. Bases 506 to 1879 code for a protein of 457 amino acids.
GAGCGUGUCCUUUAAGUUCAUUGUGAGCGUGAAUUGCGAGUUCACAUCGUGGUGCGUCGUCUUAUUCGUUUGUUUGCUCGUUGGUUUUUUUUUGUUUAGUUUUUUUUUUUUUUUUUCAAUUUUUUGGUCAUGUAAAUAAAUGCGAUAAUUCUCGAUAAUCGGGAAAUUAAUACACACGUAUAGUUACCUACUUGAGAAAUAGAAGGGAAAAAAAAACGAAAAAAAAAACACGAAAAAACAACAAAAAAAGGUGACGGCAUCGACGAAGAAAAAAUAAAAUUUCAAAAGUGGCGUCGGUGUGCGUGGAAAUGCGGUGCGUUCGUGAGUUUGCAUUGUGAUCGGUAUCGGUGCAGUUCGACCUUUGCGCGCAUAUUUGUGCCCGUAUAGUCGAUUUUUGUGACAAUUCGCGAGUGCCAUUUGAUUUACUAAUUCGCCGUCUACGUUACGUUAUUUUACGCUGGUAUUGCGUCAUUCGCCCACUAUUAAGCUCACCCAUGAAUGGAAAAUGCGUCGUUUAACGAUAUUCGCUGGAAUUUUCAAUUUAUGCUUCAUUGUAACGCUAUGCGCGGAAAAUCACACGUUCGGUGCGCAACUGUCGCUGUCGGCUCAACAAUCUAACGCUGUCCAAAAUGAACGUCGCACCGAUGUUUCGCAAAACACAUUGCCUUCGCAAAUUCAAAGAAGAAUCGGGGACAUCGCCGACUACGGUGGUGUAGGUGGCGGUGACCAUCACGAACACCACGAACACCACGAUCCGCACCACGAUCAUCACGAGCCGUUAAAAGGAUACUGGAAAAAGAAGCUGAUAUGGAAGCCGGGCUGGGUGAAAACGUGGAAGCCGGGCAAGAAACAAAUCUGGAAACCGUCGUGGAAGCAGGUGUGGAAGCCGAUUUGGGUAGAGACUAAGAAGCAAGGAUGGAAAGAGAUCCAAGUGCCGGAUUGGAAGAAAAUAUACAAACCGGUGUGGGUGCCGAUAUCGGUUCCGGCGUGGAAAGAAAUCCAGGUGCCGUACUGGAAGAAGAUCUACAAGCCGAUCUGGGUGCCGAUCUCCGUGCCGGCGUGGAAAGAAGUCAAAGUUCCGGACUGGAAAAAAGUCUACAAACCGAUAUGGGAGCAUAUCGAAGUGCCAGCGUGGAAAGAGUACCAAGUGCCGGCGUGGAAGAAGAUCUGGGUGCCGGAGCUGGUCAAGGUGGCCGUUCCCGGACACAAGCCGCUCGGAACCGAUCACCACGGCUGGGAAUACGUAGCCCACGAUCUGUGGAAGAAGAAGGUCGUCUGGAAGCCGCACUACAAGAAGAUAUGGAUCGCCAAAAAGAAGCAGAUCUGGAUACCGGAGAAGAAGCUCGCCUGGAAAGAAGAAUGGAAACAAAUUUGGCGCGUCGAGAAGAAACAAAUAUGGGUGAAGGAUAAGAAACUCGCCUGGAAGGAAGCCUGGAAACAAGAAUGGAAGACUGCCAAGAAACAAAUCUGGGUGGAAGAUAAGAAAUUAGAGUGGAAGGAAGCCUGGAAACAGGUAUGGAGGACGGAAAAGAAAGAGAUCUGGAUUCCGGACAAGAAACUAGAAUGGAAAGAAGAUUGGAAACAAAUUUGGGUGCCCGACUGGAAGGAGAUUUGGAUUCCAGCGUGGAAGAAGAUAUGGAGGCCGGUGUGGAUCUCCGAAUGGUUCCCAAUUCAAGAAGAUCACCAUCACCAUCACGACCAACACGGCAACGGUUGGGAUCGCAAAGAUACCGCGAGUGCGAGUGCGAGUGCGAGUGCGAGUACGAGUACUGCCGCCAGAGUGAAACGUCAGCUGAAUGUUUCCACUGCGCACGCGCGUACGCGUAUUUCUAAAAGGUCUCAAAUUCGAUCGCAAAUCACGCCAACGACGACGAUCUAACGAUUUUGUAUAAAAAAUUCACCCAAGACUGAUAUUUUAAGUUUCUCAACUACCUACAUAAGUACCAAUACCUACUUACCUAAGUAUAAUUUGGCAGACUACGCAUACUAGAUAGUAGAUACUCGUAUGUAAUGUAUAAUAAUUCUACAAACUUUCAUAUUUUGCCAUAAAGUAUCGAAUGUAGGUAGGUACCCUACAUAAACGUGUUAAUUACUCGCUGAAAAAUACUACAUACAACUACCUACUAAUAUUUUACUAUACGUACCGCAUGACAAAUACCUACACAAACGAUGAGACGAAGAUGACGAUGACAACUCCCCCUAGUAUGAUGACAAUUUACAAAUCUAUAAUCUGUUCCGCAUACCAGUACCCGGUACGUAAGAUUCUACAUACCUGUACCUAAUGUUAAGUACCCGAGCCUAAAAUCUGCUAUUUCCUUACACUUUUGCGUUUGCGUUACAAAAUACUUAAUACGAGUAAGUAAUUUAGAUAUCUAUAACUCGAAAUAACGCUCUCUUACAUACACAGGUCUACUUAUCCGUCUACCUACCCAGUACAUAGUACCCAGUACCCAAUGGCCAAUGGCCAAUACCCAUCCGACUCUGAAUUAUUUUUUCUCGUAUCACGCAUCCAAUCAAUUGGUUGAAUGCAGUUUGGGUGCGAUACAAUUCUCAAAAUUACGACUUACGAGUAAGUAAUAGGCAUUGAUUGAAGUGAGUCGAAACCAGCGAAGCGAUGAGUAGCGCAGCGUAGGCCGUAGUGUUCAAAAGCGAAUAAUACUUAUAUUACGAGUAAAAUGGUAAGUUGACCCGCAUCAAUGAUACAACAGUCUUAAUCUGUUCGAUCUUGAAUUAUGGCGACAAAAUUCAACAAUUAUAAACGACUACAUCGACGUAACACGCAGUAUAGAUUCGCAUGUAAAUACCUAACACACAAAAAAAAUGUCGAGUAAGCUAUCAAAUUCAGCAAAUUUGUGCAAAUAUACUAUAGGAAUAUUUGAGAACAAGAAUUUGUACAAUAUACGAACCUUUUAGUAAGUUUUUGCGCAUCAUACGUAAAAAAAAAGUAGAUAAUGCGGUGUAAAGGAUAAUGCGAUAUACCUACAUUUUAUGUAAUCGUAAACCUUCGAUACUUAUUUGUCUUUACUCGUGUCUUCGGAUUCUUCUUUUUUUUUUUUAGUAAUUUUCAACGCAUUAUCUAUACUUACACUCGUCAAUUUCAGACCAAUUACGAGCUACUUCAGUUCAUGUACCUAGUUACGUAUACGUACCUACAAUCAAACACUACUCGACUCGACUCGACUCAACUCAACAGACUCCUGUAAACGUACAACAUAUGCAACACAUCAAACACAACAGCGCGAAUAGAGACUGAACAGUGAACGUUAAUUAUUGAAUUCGACGAAAGGACGGAUGUACAUACGCUAAACUGCGUUUAUUUUUUUAAAAACACUGACAAAUUUGCGAUGCCUAAGUAAUAAUUUGUUAAUGAAAAAUUGAGUUUGAUUUUUGUUUUUUUUUUUUCAAUGUCAAAAACUGAACAAUAAGUAUGUACAUGUACAAUAAUUAAUCACGUAGGUAGACUCGAUACCGAGAAUUUUUUAUCCUUUUGAUUUUGUUACCAAAAUAAAACGAAUUUAUUAUGUGCAAUAAUUUUCAAAACUUUCAACAUUUUAUAUUAUUUGUUUGUAUUUAGUCGAAUAAAGAUUUCAACUAAA